AUGAAUAAGAUCGAUAAAACAUUAACUCCCGAAUAUUUGGAGUGGCAUGCUAAAUUAACUAGUUUACCAAGCAUUUUGACAGAUGAAAUUCGCUCUACAUUAUAUAAAAGAUAUAAGAAAAAAACUGAACUCGAUCCUUGGAUAAACUCAGAAUCCUCACAAAUCGAAAAUGCUGAUGAUCAUCUUUCACGAGACUGUAUUAUCAAGAUUUCUAAAUUUCCGGAAGAAAAAGAUAGUUCGUUGGAAAUCCAGAUAAGUAUAUCAAACACAACUCAAUCACCAAUUCCUAGGACUAAUUCAAAUAAAAUUUAUCAGCCAGAGGCCAGCUUACGACAAUAUGCCAUCGAACAUAAAAUGGAUCCCGAAAAAUUUUCUGUUAUUACUGAGGCUAAGAAAAAAAGGUGGAUAAUGGGAUGCUUCCGUGGUGACUUGGAAAGAGAUAUACGCUGUUAUCAAGGUGGAAUAAAGAGGAAGGAAGACCCUAAAAAAUAUCAUAAAUUUUUAACAGAUCGGGAUAGGCUGGUCGGUGAAGAGUUAUUACGUCGCAGUAUACUAAAGAGUAGAUUAAGUACUGUAUGGCUUGACGAUCUUAUGAAAGAAUGGAAAGAAAUUCAUGCUCAAUUC
Molecule: messenger RNA, 624 nt
Organism: Ambispora gerdemannii
Lineage: Eukaryota; Fungi; Glomeromycota; Glomeromycetes; Archaeosporales; Ambisporaceae
Source: the annotation of a GenBank genome assembly